AGGAAAUCUAAGUUGCGGUAAAAGUACGCACACCAGAUAAUCAUCAUCGUCAUACUAUUCACAGAUAUCAACUGAAUCUGGUGUAACAUAAUAAAUGGAGUGAGAUACUGAUAUCUAAAUUGAACGAAUGCCCUUUCGUUUGAGUUUCUCCAGAAGCUCCAUCGAUUAACACAAAUCGAAACCAGAUAAUAUUUCUUGAUCGUAAAUUCGAUGUAUGAAGCUCUUCAAAAUAGAGGAAUAAAGAAUUUUCGAAAAAAACGAAAAAUCGCUUUUGGUUGUAUUAUAAGAAGCAGUUCAUCAACCAAUCGAUGAGAAUCUGAGAGGUAGCCAAGCACACAACAGACUAAAUAAAGAUGGCAGUCCACCAAAGUCACAUGCUCACAAAAUCAUUACAAGAUGCCAUACUCAGACUCUGCACACAGCAUCUCAACUUUAAAAGCACAUUGGAGAUUGAUGGUAUCAUAUGUAUAAGCCCUGGAGAAAGCACAAGUGACAUAGUCAUAAAAAUGCAUAGAACAGUGCUUAAACCAAAUGACAGUAAUAUAUCAACAUUGCAUGCUCCAAUUGUGUCUCAAAAUACAUCAAACACAUGUGGUAAGCCAUGCAUGACAUUGACAAAUCAGGAGAGUGAGGUAUCAUCCAUAACGCAUGGUAGUAUAGGAUCUCAAAAACACAACACUGACAAUUCAACUACUGCUCCUGUUGAGGCUUACCAACCAGAGAUCAGAUCAGAUGACACAACAUUGUAUUAUGAGUCUUCAGAUGCAAUAGAAGACCACAUUCAAAGAAAGCAGAUGAAAUCCCAUAGUACCUCCUCUAAACAUAGACGUUCUAUUAACCCUGAUGUGUCUGAACCUAUGGAGAAAUUCAUCAAGCUAGAGGUGGAUGAUGCUGAUGAGGAUGGAAAUGAUAUUGUUGAUGAGGAAGCUGGUGCAUUCAGGGAAGGACAUGAUCCUAGCACAAUAUCAUGCAGGGGACAAGAGAACACUGGAGGUUUCUUAAAUACUGGAGCCUCACUGGAACCCAUUGGCAAUCUCAACAAUGCCAUACUUCAAGAUGACAUCUAUCAAACAGAGUUGAAGAACUAUCAGCAGAAUUUUCCUGUUCUUCUCAAGUUAUCAGAAAACAAAACUAGCCCAAAAUUAGAGACGCCGAAUAAAACAUCUUCCUAUGGACAAUCUGGUCUGAUGUCAUAUCAGUGCCAUCUUUGUUUGAAAACAUCAAAGAAUGCGGGUGACUUGAAGAAGCACAUGCGUAUCCACACUGGGGAAAAGCCAUAUGUUUGUAAAUUGUGCAUUAAAUCAUUCAACAGGGUGGACUCUCUACGUAGACAUGAGAGAGUGGUGCAUGGACUAGCUACAGGGCAAAGUAAAACUGAUAUGGGGGACUCUACUAGUAUGAAACAGGAUGUAGGCCUGCAUGAACGUGUUGGUCCCCUGUAUGACAAUAUCAGUGCAAUGACUACAAGUUAA
Messenger RNA from Owenia fusiformis, 1472 nucleotides. The record is from the annotation of a GenBank genome assembly. NCBI's taxonomy places the organism in Eukaryota, Metazoa, Annelida, Polychaeta, Sabellida, Oweniidae.